Molecule: messenger RNA, 1407 nt
Organism: Exophiala spinifera
Lineage: Eukaryota; Fungi; Ascomycota; Eurotiomycetes; Chaetothyriales; Herpotrichiellaceae
Product: fumarate hydratase, class II
Exons: 3
Coding region: 1-1407 (468 amino acids)
Biological process (GO): fumarate metabolic process; malate metabolic process; tricarboxylic acid cycle
Cellular component (GO): mitochondrion; tricarboxylic acid cycle heteromeric enzyme complex
Molecular function (GO): fumarate hydratase activity
Source: RefSeq, a predicted model, not a curated record
AUGGCGGCUUCUACAAGGACGGAGACGGAUGCCUUCGGACCUAUCGAGGUACCUUCAGACAAAUACUGGGGUGCGCAGACACAGAGAUCUCUGGGGAACUUCAAGAUCAAUCAGCCGCAGGACCGCAUGCCUGAGGGGGUCGUGCGAGCGUUCGGUAUCCUCAAGGGCGCAGCUGCUACUGUGAACAUGCGGUAUGGACUCGAUCCCAAGAUCGGAGAGGCCAUUCAACAAGCGGCCGCCGAGGUGGCCGAUUUGAAGCUGAUUGACCACUUCCCUCUGGUCGUUUGGCAAACCGGCUCUGGCACCCAGUCCAACAUGAAUGCCAACGAAGUCAUCUCGAACCGUGCUAUUGAGAUUCUCGGUGGACAAAUGGGUAGCAAGAAGCCUGUCCACCCCAAUGACCAUGUCAACAUGUCUGCCAGCUCCAACGACUCCUUCCCGACCGUGAUGCACAUCGCGGCAGUCCUCGACUUCGAACAGAGACUGAUUCCUGCUCUUACAAACCUGCGAGACGCUCUACAGAAGAAGGUGGAGGCAUUUGACAAGAUCAUCAAGAUCGGCCGAACGCAUUUACAGGAUGCCACUCCCUUGACUCUGGGACAGGAAUUCAGUGGCUACGUAGCUCAGCUUGACCGAAACCUGGAAAGGAUUCAGACAACUCUCCCACACCUCCGGCAACUGGCCCAAGGUGGUACCGCUGUCGGUACUGGUCUCAACACGUUCAAAGGCUUCGCCGAGGGAAUCGCGGAAGAAGUCACCAAGAUGACCGGCACCGAGUUCAUCACUGCUCCCAACAAGUUCGAGGUUUUGGCUGCUCACGACAGCAUCGUUGAGGCUUCCGGAACUCUCAACACCCUUGCCGUCAGUCUGUUCAAGAUUGCCAACGACAUCAGAUACCUUGGCUCCGGUCCUCGCUGCGGUCUUGGCGAGUUGGUUCUACCCGAGAACGAACCUGGCAGCAGUAUCAUGCCCGGAAAGGUCAACCCAACCCAGUGUGAAGCCAUGACUAUGGUGGCUGCCCAGGUCAUGGGUAACCACACGGCUGCUACUGUGGGAGGUCUCAGCGGUCAAUUCGAGCUGAACGUCUUCAAGCCCCUGUUGAUCCGAAACCUCCUUCACAGCUCGAGAAUCCUGGCUGAUGCCAUGAACGGAUUUGUGGAACACUUGGUCGAAGGUCUGCAGGCCGAUGAGAAGAGAAUUGGAACUUUGUUGCACGAAAGUCUCAUGCUCGUUACCUGCCUCAACCCUGUCAUCGGUUACGACAUGGCUUCCAAGGUGGCCAAGAACGCUCACAAGAAGGGCUUGACCCUGAAGGAGUCCGCUAUGGAAUUGAAGGCGCUUUCGUCCGAAGACUUUGACAAAUAUGUUCGACCGGAACUUAUGCUGGCUCCCAAGGAAAAGAAAUAA